AUGUACCGCACAGUGGUUUUGGCCUUGCUGGCCUUGAGCGUUUCGGCUAGACUUCAUGGCUUGGAGAAGCAGGUCACCAUCAACGACUUGGAAUUCUUCAACAAGUUCCAGAGCUUCGCUGAAACGUAAGUUGGUUUGGCUGUUUUUGAUGUUUCAAGGUUACGAUAAGAUAUGAUUAGGCAUAUCUUGUUGUUUUUUGUUGUUUACCUUUUUGUUUUGGCUUAAAGGUCCUAUUAAUAACACCCAGCACAAUCUUAUCGACCACUUUUCAGCCACCAAAAGACCUAUGCUUCAGUAGAAGAAGCCCGCGAACGCUUCGAAAUCUACAAAGCCAACCACCUCCAACUCCAGGUCUACCAACAAACCGAACAAGGUACCGCCCAGUACGGCGAGACUCAAUUCAUGGACUUGACCCCAGAAGAGUUCCGCUCCCAGGUCCUCUCCAACAUCGCCAAGGACCCAUUGGCCCCACAAAGACGUCUGACCACCGAAGAGAUCGACUCUUUGGUCGGAGCUCCAGAAACCUACGACUCGCGCAGCGAAGGUUUGGUCACUCCAGUCAAGAACCAAGGCAGCUGCGGCUCGUGCUGGUCCUUCUCCGUCACCGGAAACAUUGAAGGUUUGUGGAAGAAGAAGACUGGAGAGCUCGUGAGCUUGUCCGAACAGGAAUUGGUCGACUGUGACAAGAAGGACGAGGGAUGCGACGGCGGCAUGAUGAUGUGGACUUACGCGUAAGUUUUUUAUUGGAUUAGGUUGUUCAAAAAGUAAUGAGCUACUAAUAACUGGGUUUGAAAGACAAGUCUUGAAUUCUUUGUUUUGCAUAAUGUUAGGCAGAUCCAAAUGUAGCGGGAAACUUUUUAAUUGCAAAAUAAAUGAAAACUGUCCCGCUACUUUUGGUUCAAUCUAAUAUUUCAAAAAAGCUCUUUAAUACAAUAUUUUAUAUAUAAAAGGAACUGAAAAGUAAGAAAACAGUGAUUUUACAUAUUACCUUACAGUGAAAUCAUCCGUCUCGGAGGAUUGGUCACCGAAGAAGACUACCCAUACACCGCCCGCGGAGGAGCCUGCAAGUUGGAAGGCAAACAAUUCGCCGCCUACAUCAACGACUCGCUCCAACUGCCAGAGAACGAAGACAAGAUCAAGGAGUACUUGGCCAAGUCCGGCCCAAUCUCCGUUGGAAUCAACGCCAACCCCCUCCAAUUCUACUACGGCGGUAUCCACCACCCAGCCAAGUUCUUCUGCAACCCCAAGGGCAUGAACCACGCCGUCCUGUUGGUCGGUUACGGAAGCGAGAACGGAAAGCCAUUCUGGAUCGUCAAGAACUCAUGGGGAGGCAGCUGGGGUGAGAAGGGAUACUUCCGUCUCUACCGUGGUGAGAACGUCUGUGGUGUUGCUGGCUACGCCACCACUGCCAUCAUCAACUAA
Molecule: messenger RNA, 1422 nt
Organism: Bursaphelenchus okinawaensis
Lineage: Eukaryota; Metazoa; Nematoda; Chromadorea; Rhabditida; Aphelenchoididae
Source: the annotation of a GenBank genome assembly